Molecule: messenger RNA, 1190 nt
Organism: Lolium perenne
Lineage: Eukaryota; Viridiplantae; Streptophyta; Magnoliopsida; Poales; Poaceae
Source: RefSeq, a predicted model, not a curated record
AUGCCCCUAUGGUGCGAGAAUAAGGAAGACGCAUUUGAGGCCUUGGUAGCGAGGUGGGUUGGCGAAGACGCCGACUUCAACGCCAAGAGCGCGCGCAACAAGGAGGCGGAACUCGGGGAGCCUCUCACCGAGGUGGGAGGGUGGCAGAAGAUGAAGCUGAAGCAGCCCGAUCUGAGCCAGCCUCAGCCCUCGCUGCCCGAGUACUUCGGCUUUGCCGAAGAGGAGUUGGACAAGUACUGCUCGGUGUUCAAGGGUCUUCAUCCGGAGGUGGAUGAUCCUAUUGAGCAGGAGACCGACUUGACAGCGAUUAUGGUGGCGGGGAGCAGCGCGGAGCAUGGCCGCACGAAGCUUCUUAGUGGGGUGAUCAAGCCGCAGAGGACCCUCACGCAGAUCAGGUCUACCCUCACCACCGGCGACCCACCGGUCGCGCCUCCUCGACACCGUCGUACGGAUGCUCACUUUGAGGCCGCCUACGCGGCCGCUUAUGAGAAGUAUUUGACGGUUGUAGCAGAGUGGGACCUCAAGAGAGCGGCUUGGGAAGAGUACCAGGAGGCGACGAGUCGUGCGGUCAGGACGUUCUUCCUGACUGGAGAGAGGAUCGCACUUCCGGCCGAGGAGCCAGCUAGGCCGGGGCCGACUCCAGUGUGCCCAUCGAGGGAAGCUUUCGCGGCCACAUACUACGCACGGACUCCGGUAAGUCCUGUGCCUAACCAGUUCUCACCGCUUUCCUUUCCCAUGUGUAAGAUGCUAACUCUUGUCAAACAUGUAGGGCACGGGAAGUUCGCGGAACCGACCCUCUCCUGGUUCGUCGCGCGAGGGCACACCGAUGCACCCCGGCCGCCAUUCUCCCGGUGCUUCAGGGUUUUCACCUGCUGGCGAUGGUUCAGGCCAUGGUUCUACUUCGGUCUACCUCGACAAAGGCCGGACGCCUGAAUUUACGAGUCGGGAACUUGGUUGGACCCCCUGAUCUUAGUUUCCCUUAGCUAGGUGUCUAGCGGGUGUGCGUCGAUCGUGUGUGCCAUGUGUCGACGAUGUAUGAUGAUUGUGUGUGCUACAUGACACAUAUUUGUAUCACGAUGAUGUUGUUGCUACAUUUGAUGAUGAUUAUGUGCUGUGCAACAUUUGUGAUGCAUUUGAAUGUAUAUUACUGCUAUAUAUGCUGUGCGUGCUGUGCUGGGCCAGGAAAUGCA